This is a messenger RNA of Ostrinia furnacalis (Asian corn borer), 1100 nucleotides long. RefSeq names its product secretory phospholipase A2 receptor-like. The transcript has 6 exons. The coding region runs from base 86 to 973 and encodes 295 amino acids. NCBI's taxonomy places the organism in Eukaryota, Metazoa, Arthropoda, Insecta, Lepidoptera, Crambidae. The record is from RefSeq and is a predicted model, not a curated record.
UGUUGGCGUUGUAUUAUUGAAAUUAUAAAAGUGUUUUGCGCAGCAGAAAUACUCUUAUUUGCGUGCGUACUUGAUUGGACUCAUCAUGUCUUCGUUACUGCUAAUUUUGUUUGCAGCGGGACUGUCGUCCGUGACAUCACGCCACGUGAAUUUCUACCGGAGAGACUACACUUACGUGGAUGAAUUCGACGCAUUCUACAAGUUCCAUUGGGACAUCAACGGGAGUGACUGGGGGUCCACUUUCGUGGCAUGUGACAAUGAGGGCGCCGAGUUGUUCUACCCAAGGGCUCGUGACGAAUGGACCGUUGUCAAGAAAUUGAUAGCAGCUACGCCACUCGCGUCCAACGUGUCUGAGAUCUUCGUUGGCAUUCAUGACAAAUUCGGCGUUGGCGAAUUCCUUACUAUCAAUGGGUUCCCGACGUUAGCUCCGAUACUGAACAUAGAAUCAUCCGACGAAGGAAAGUGCGUGACGUUAGACAUAGACAGCGGAGCAUAUUUGGCCAAUGACUGCAUCGCAGAGCCUGGCACAACAAGGCCGUUCGUUUGCAAGAAAGUUGAAGACGUCUCCUGCCCAACUAUUGAUAAAGGAUACCAAUACUUCAAGGAAACAAGAAAAUGCUACAAAAUGAAUAACAAAGCAAUGAAUUGGUCCAAAGCCAUGGAAACUUGUUUCAUGGAAGGUGGCAUGCUAGUUGUGAUAGAAAGUGAGCUAGAAGCGAAGAUCAUCAGAGAAAAAAUCACAUAUGUUAAUAGAGAUCAGUCUUACUACAGCGGUUUUAAGCAGAUACUUGGCAACCAAGAAUAUUAUACUGUCAAAGGUCACAAGUUAAGCGACACUGGUUAUGAUAAUUUUUACGAAAGGAAGAUGGCUCCAUGUGGAACAUUAUUUGACUAUGGUAAUAAUGGAAGAAUUUACCUGGAUUCGGCUGACUGCAAUGAGGAACUUCCAUUUAUUUGUGAAAUAGGCGUUUAAAAUAUAAUCAAAUUAAUUCAGAAAUAGUUAUUGGCUCUUAAUACUUCAUAAAAAAUAUAAAGAUCGUAUUUAACUAUGUUGGUAAUUUUUGUUUGUUUUGUAAUUAAGGGUAAUAUAAUAUGAAUCU